Molecule: messenger RNA, 291 nt
Organism: Penicillium argentinense
Lineage: Eukaryota; Fungi; Ascomycota; Eurotiomycetes; Eurotiales; Aspergillaceae
Exons: 1
Coding region: 1-291 (96 amino acids)
Source: RefSeq, a predicted model, not a curated record
AUGACAACCUAUGUAGUCUACAGCUUUGAGAGCACCAUCGCGGAGUUUUUCAAUUCGAGCACUACAGUGACAAGACGGCAAUGCGAUGAAUUUGCAAUCUCUCUCGUGGGCGGAGUUUCUACUCCUUUAGAGAUGCAAGGGGUGUGUAGCUACACCGUGAGAGCGGGACCCGACAAGUCCAAGAUCAUCCAGUUCGGUGGGGAGGACUCUAUCAUUGAUAUGGGGAACAUUAGUAUUGCGAAGGCUGCUCACCCGAAUUCGUCGCUCGCUGCAAGUAUCUCGGGACCAUAG